This is a messenger RNA of Heterostelium album PN500, 4059 nucleotides long. RefSeq names its product gelsolin-related protein (gene gnrB). The transcript is spliced from 8 exons. The coding region runs from base 1 to 4059 and encodes 1352 amino acids. Gene Ontology annotation, molecular function: phosphatidylinositol-4,5-bisphosphate binding; actin filament binding. The record is from RefSeq and is a predicted model, not a curated record. Gene Ontology annotation, biological process: barbed-end actin filament capping; actin filament severing. Lineage: Eukaryota; Evosea; Eumycetozoa; Acytosteliales; Acytosteliaceae.
AUGUCGACAAAAAAGGCUGGUACCAGAAACAGCGGAAAUAAUUCAACACAGCAACAACUACACCAGCAGCAGCAGCAAAAAAAGAAUAACAGACAGAAACAAAAGAAUAAGAGUAAACAAGUAAAACAUAUACAUUCGGCAUCACCAACAUCAAUGAAUCAUUCACUGACUGCCGCUGUUGCGAGUAGUGAACCGAUUACAAAAGAUGCAUCACCUCCGUCCGCGCCUCAGGAGAAUGAAGAUCAUCUCUCAAAGCUAGACAAGUUGAAUCUCAAUAAAACUAUAUUGGAUUUGAAAUCACAACAAGAGGAUGAAGCAUUUGCAAAUAGAAAGGAAAAACAAAGGUUGGAAGAGGAGAGAAAGAAACUGUUGAAUGAGACACUAAAGAAGAAACAGGAGAUGGAGAAAAAACUGAAACAAGAGGACGAAGAGAAGAAACGAUUGUUGGAGAAACAGAGACAGGAGGGAAAGAAAGAGACUGAGGAAUUCAAUAUGAUUAUGGCAGAGAAAAUGGGUGGAAAUUUCAGUGGAACUGGAACACUGCGAGGCACUGUUAAAGGACCGUUAAACGGCAGCAUCAACAAUAAAUAUGACACAUUACACAGAUCGACUUCUGGCAGCCAUGUCAAAGGCAAUUCGAUGGGCAGUGGCACCAUCUCUCGUGGUCUUUCGAACCUCUUCAAUAAACCGGAUUCGGGAACGCUGAGAAAGUAUGCAUCGUCGAAUUCACUCGGAAAGAAGGCUGCUUCCAACCUCUUUAAAACCAUCUCUGUACCGCGAGUUUCGAGGACACAGACCAGUCUUACCAGUCUACAGGAGAUGUUCCUAAAGGCAAAUGGCAAUCUGAGCAACAGUACCAGCGGCAGCAAUAGUACUAAUGGAAUAGUUGAUCUAAAGAGUCCACCCACCGAGGGAACCAUCGCAAAACGUCCACUUUCACAGACCUCAAGAAAACCCUCGAUGUUUGGUUUAACUUCAUCCAGUAUUAGACAUCUAGAGGAGAACAAUCUCAAUCGUGAAUUACACAAGAAAUGGGAAGAAAAACAGCAAAUGAUAUUAACUACUAUUUCUAUAUCUAUUAUUAUUUCACCACCACCAGAAUAUGUAACAACUUUGGAAGCGGAGCAUGCUAAACAAUUGGAAAUAGAUAGAUUGGCAGAGAUUGAGAGACAGGCAGAGUUGGAAAGACAGAGACAAUUGGAGAUGCAAGAGAAAGGUAUCACUGAGAAAGCAGAGACAACAACAGCGACAGCGGAAAAGCUGGAGACAAAGGUGGCAACCGAGGAGAAGGCAACCACCGGAGAGGAGUCUUCGGUUUCAAAGGAACCGGCAGACGAUGUAAUAACAAAAGAGGAUUUAAUACCACAGGUUCCAACUGUCGAUCCAAAAGCAAUCUCCGAUGGAAACAUCAUCAUCGAUGCACUCCUCAAGAAACCGAAUCCCGUUGUUUCAAAGGUAGCACCGAGUAGCAGUGUUUUGAGCGAAGAGAUUGCAAAAUCAACAUGUAGACCACCCGAUAUGGUGAAUAUUUUCAAGUAUGGUUCGCUCGACAUUGAUUUCUCACUGAUAUUCGGUGAGGCAGAAGAUCUCAAAGGUUUCAUCAUGUGGAAUGUAACAUCUUUUGGCGUGGAGGAAAGAGAUUUCGAUGACUAUCCUGUAUUCUAUACAAAAGAUUCAUAUAUUGUUUUAAAUUCAAAUGAGAAUCAAAAAGAUUCAAUGUAUAAUAUUCAUAUUUGGACGGGUGAACAAUCACCCAUUGAUAGAUCGGGAUCGGCAGCGAUGUUGGCUAUUCAAUUGGCUACACAUUUGGGUGGAAAGGUGCAUCACUAUCACGAGUAUCAGGGCGAUGAAAGUGAGUUGUUUUUGGACUAUUUCUACGAUGAAUUCAAUGGAAUCAAGUACAAGUCUGGUGGUGCCGGCUCGGACUUCAAUGCCAUCGACGAAGAGAAGGAUAUUGGACCGACGACACUGCUCAAGAUCGAUAUCCCACUGAUUGGUGAGCGCAGUGGUCGGCUGAACGUCCGACGAUUCGGUGUCUCUGGAAAGCUAGUGAAGCAUCACGCCAGUCACGAUGUGGCAUGGGUGUUGGAGAACGACAGUCGCGUCUACCUGAAAAUGGGUACCAAGUCGUCGAUCCACACAAAGUCGUUGGCGAGACGCGUCGCCAGAGACUACGCGCAGUUCUACGACAAGCAAGUCAAGCUUAUCGAAGUCACAGACUCGGCUACCGACAAGGAGUUCUACCGCUACCUCAAGGAUAACAAAACCAAGGAGGACAAAGACAAUGACUUCCUGCCGGAGGACGACGAUCCCACCAUUGUCAAUCUCUACAAGACGGUGGCACGUCCCAACGGUAAGUUGGAUCUGGACUGUAUUGCAGAGAGCUAUCCGAUCGACUACUCUGUUCUCACCAACGACGAAGUGUUUAUCCUCGAUUGUACAACCGAUAUAUUUAUUUGGGCACCUGAGAAUAUCUCUCUGAAGAAACUCACCGCCGGCAAAGAAUGUGCCAAAAUGUUCUACCAGGAAUACGAGAGACCGAAAUGGUCACAAGUAAUCCUUUGUUUCCAACACAAAGAACAUCCACUUUUCAAACAACAAUUUAAGAAUUGGCCAACUAAACCACCCGUUUUACCAACUCAACAGCCAUCUACAAUUGACAGAUCAUGUAAGAAACCAAUACGUUAUAGUUACAAUAAGUUAUUCUCAAAUAUUAAAGAAGAAGUUAUUGAACCAAUUUUACCUUAUAAUGAAAAGGAUAUUGUAGAUGUAUAUGCAAUUACAACACCAGAUUUAGAAUUUCAUAAAUUGGAUGUAAAAGAGAAAUCACAUUUCUAUGAGAUGAACACUUAUAUGGUGAUUGCAUCGUCUAGAAGAGGAUUGAAUACUCUCAACAGGAAGAAGGUCAAGGCGAAACCACAAUCGACUAUCUACUGGUGGGAGGGUGUUCAAUCGGAUACCAAGGGAUAUGCGGCUUUCGUACAUGGUUUGUUCCCAAUUAUCUCUAUGAAAUUUCAAGAGAAAGGUCAGCAGGCUCCACGACUGGUGCGAAUCCACCAGCGCAAGGAACCAAUCCAUUUCUUGAAUUUGUUCCACAACAAAAUCAUCAUUCACAAGGGAUCGAGAUUCAAUGAGCCCGACAUCUCUGAUAAGAUCUAUCAGGUUAUAUACUAUCCAGAGACUGUUUAUCUUCAGCAGUUGGAUCAAAACACCACGCUGCUCAACAGUUUCUGCGCGUACUGUACCAUUUCGCCACUCAAAGAGAACAUCGUCGUCUGGAAAGGCACUCAGAAUUUCAUUGACGAUGAAGAAUUGGAAUUGUAUGCUUCUUAUUUAGAUGAACAUUUCCAUAUUGCAGUAAUGAGACAACGUAAAGCAGAGAACGACAGAGAUUUCUGGAGAUCUUUACCAGGUUUAAAGAGAGAGGUUGUCGAUGUAAAUUAUUUGAGAGAUAAAUACUUUAGAUUCUAUUUCUCGAGCGAGUCGGAAUUCAAAGUCGAGAAGGUGUCGAGAUGGCAUCCCUCCGACCUGAAAGAUGACCAAUGUGCACUUCUAGAAACAAAAGAUAAACUUUAUUUCUGGAUUGGACAUCGUGCAACUGAUACUUUGAUAAAUAUAUCAAAUAUAUUUGUAAAUGAUUAUUGUAAAUAUGAAUCAAAACCGCCAACCAUAAAGAAAAUAACACAAUUUAAUGAACCUUUCAAGUUCAAAUUGCACUUCCCAGCAUGGGAUAGAAGAGAUGUAAUAAUAGAUCCACUGGAAAUCAGACAACAACAACUGAGACUUCUUCAUACACUUGGCUACAGAGCUCACAUUGAGGAGGAAGAGGAAUUGCUAAGGGAGUAUAUGGAGUAUGCCGCGUCGUGUUUGGAAUCCGACGAAAUCGAAGACUAUGAAUCUUGGUCGAUGGUACAGAAGGGAAUAAUCAUAUGUGAACCAACAACACCUCCCAACAAAAAGAACAUCAAUAACAACAAUAAUAAUAACAAUAAUAAUAACAAUGACAAAUCGGACAAAGAUAAGAAACCAAAGAAGAAGAAGUUCUUGGGUAUCUUUUAA